Molecule: messenger RNA, 1969 nt
Organism: Vitrella brassicaformis
Lineage: Eukaryota; Vitrellaceae
Source: the annotation of a GenBank genome assembly
CACGAUCGAAUGACUGACACUAAUGUACCCACUCAAAAGCCAACCGACUCUCUGGCAAGAGACGACACACACACAUGCCAUGCGAUCAGUCCACACGGCCCAAGAGCACAGUGCGAUUGAUUGUGGUCAGCCAGUCCGGCCCCAUCCCACAACCUGACUGCCCGAUGAGACAUGCGAUGCGCAGACCUGCGAUGCGCCGAAUAAGACCUGUUUUCUACAUACACGAAAGCUCACUCACACCACCACACAGAUGAACACACUGUAUACAACCUGACCUGUCUGCACGCAACACCAAAAACAGAACCACAAGACACUCGAUGGCACCAUUCUACCACACGCAGCAUCCCCCCCAACCCUACUUCCUGCUUGCCCCCGUUUCAGGCCUGCUCUUCCUCAGCGGCCCGUAGAUGACCCCAUCCACCGCCACGGCCUGCGCCGACGCCGACGCCGAUGCCGAUGCCGAUGCCGAUACCGCCCUUCUUUCCCCCUGGCCCCUCUGCGCCGUCUUCUCCCUCUCACUCUCCCUGUGCAUCGUGGCCUUGUAGUGUGACUGAGCCAUCCCCAGCAGUGUCAGUGGAGGAUCCGGCGAGCAGGUGCUGCGAUUGCCGGAGGACGAGUCGGCUCGCGACGUCUCUGGCGUAGGGAGGGCGUGGGAUUGGCACGUGCACGAGAAGGGCAGACACGGAGCCCGCUUGGCUGGCAGGUUUGUCCGAUUCGCUCUCCUCACCAACGAGUCCGUGAUCUCGAGCACCGUCCUGCGCGGCUCCCUAUCCUCUUGUCCUUCUUCCCUCUCGGCCACCAUUGUGUGUGGGAAUCGUGGUUCGCUCGUGUGGUCGCUCGGCGGCUGCUGCUCAGAUGAGUCGGUAUACGAUAGGCUGGCGCUUGAGGAAGACGGUGACGGUUGCGGUGAGAGGGGAGGGCCGGUCGGCAGCUGGUCGAUGUCUAUGUCUGGUGGGCAUGGGGGCGGGAGUGGCAGCAGUGGAGGUGGAAGGAUGGAGUCCUCGGACAGGUCGCUCAGCAGGGGCUUCAUGAGACCUGACGGCGGGGUGUCGUCGGGCAGCGAGAUCGACACACUUUGGGGUGACGCUGUCAGCCAGGCAGACACACACAGACAGCAAUGUGAGCUGCAAGUGCAGUGAGCUUGUGCAGCGUACGUACCCGCAUUCGUCGUUCGCGGCGACAUGCCGGGCAGCCCCGUGAUGGUCGUGACGGUUGGCAGCUCCGUUGGCACCGCACCCAUAGUGAUCGACAGCGCCUUUGGUGACACGAUCGGCAAGUCACACGCCCCGAAGGGCAUCAACGCCGACAUGAUGCCUCUGCCCACACACGAUGACGACCACAGGGAGGUCUCCACCAACGUCGUUGCACCGUCCCCGUCCUCCUUCCCCGCGGCCCCCCUGCUGAGCCAGCCCGGGCACCAGGUCGGCCGGCAGGCCACGACCCCAACCCCCUGUUUGCCGUCAUCCGCACCUUCAAUCACCACUCUGUCACGACGGCUGCUUGCCCCGGGAAACAGGCAACGCCCCUCUGAUGAUGGAACGGGCGACGAGAAGGGGGGCAUUGCCUGCGACCGAGAGCCGAGCGAGCGGCUGUAGAUGUAUGGGUGUGGCAGGAAGGCCGGGAAGUGCGGCGCCGCGACGAGGAAGGCUGUCCAGGGGUGUGAGCGGCAGAAGGUGUGGAUACAGUGAACGAAGUCGCCGUGGAAGUUGGCCUCGUGGCCGUUGAGGGGCGUGGGGGUGCUGGGCGCGUCAUCAUUGCCGUUGAGCGGGACAAUGCUGCUGCAGCAAAUGUCACCAUCGCCAUCGCCGUCGCCAUCUCCCUGUGCGAGUGAGCUGCCGCUCUCCCUGGCGACGCUGCUGCUCUUCUCGGGCGUGUCCUCGGGGACGUGGUCGAUGGCAAAACACCCACGGGGAGGCAGCUGGAGAGUGAGGGGAAGCUGCGCUGGUGUGGCCGCCAUCGCCUAGCGGAC